GUUGCACAGGGGGGCGCACAAUCUCUAUUUGGUUGCGGGAAAUAUAUGUUUUAUUUUCUAAAUUAAGAAAUGACUGGAAAACUUUUUAAUGUAUCCCGUGUUUCGGACUGUACCAGUAGACACUUUCAGAUGAGGACGCUUUCACCGACGAUCACAUGUUUGAUCAGGAUUUUGUUAAGUCAUUUUUCCGACUGCUUAAAAAACUAGCAGGUAAACUUGAUAAAUAAGCCGUGGCAUAAAGCUUCACCUUUAUCACGACAUUUGACCGCAAACACCAGAAAGCUUAUUUUUGGACUACUUUGAUCUGUCUUCAUUUCGCUUAUGUGCUGUUUGCGCUUUUCGCUGUUUUAUUUACUCUGUUUGGAUAAGUUGGAUUGGAUUAAAAAGCCAAAGGACCUUGUCGAGUUAUUGGCUGUGCAUUGAACAUAGCGCUGAAUGUACUAAUCUUAUGGUCUGAAUAGGAAAAAAUCUCCUUAAUGCACACGAAUAACUGUACAAGCUUCAUGUUUACGCCGACGAAAUCAACCUGAGGAGUUUAUACCAAGUUUGUUUGCGAACCGAUAAACAAGCUGUAGCGCGAGCUCACAGCUGGUCGUCACAUUACUGUACAAAGCUGACAGUGUUUCAUUUUAAACUUCAACAAAAUGCGAUAGACACGGGAAAGCAGUCAACCAGUUAAAUUGGAUCGGGUAUUUUGGCGUGAGGCCUGCUGGUCGGGCUUUUGCCGGGGGAGAGUUGGUGCUCUGGCCGCUUCAGGGGGCGUUCAGCCCGGCCGUGAGUGACGCACAGCCUCGGUGCCAGAGGACGAGCUAUGGAGAGGAUGGAGGUGGACCAGUGCGCAGGCGCAGGAGGAGCCCUCCGAAGGUCGAACAGCGCCCCCAUGAUCACGAAUGUUAGUGAUGGGACGACAGUGUUUAGCUCCAAUAGUUCGGCUCGGUAUCGUCGGAGCAGUGUGUCUGUAAAUCCGAGCUUUCCCUCUCGGACCCUCCCAUUGUCCCCGUUCUCCCUGUCAUGUGAGAGAUCCGAACACAAGAGACAGAUUGAGAACAUGGAGCUCACUUUGAGAGGGAGUUUACAGAGACUAAGUGCCUCAUCUGCUGUUCCCCUCCCUCCUGCGAGUCAUUGGCAUGGCCAUCUGUCUCCAGGAUUCCAUUCCCAGGACAGCGGUGUCACUCCUAAUUCCUCACCCAGUCCAACUCGAAGGUUUCGAGGAGGAUCUGUGAGCUCUGGAGUGAGAUGGCCAUCGGUUGCACCUUUGAAAAGGAAAGGUGGCGUGGAAUCGGACGGUCCGCCUAAAAAGCUCUUUGUUGCUGGAGUCACAGACCCUGCUCACAUAACCAGUUACACAGUCAGUGUUUCCCAGUCAGUGGACUCUUCCUCUGGGACCGCCCCCGUCGGUUCAAACACCCCGGCCAGCCCCCUGUCCCUCUCCCCCCCGCCCCCCUUCACCUCACACCACCCCAGCAUCUAAACCUCAGUAUUCAUCACACCAGAGUCCAGAGAUUUGGACUCAAGGUGUUGUUAAAUGAAGACCAAACGUCAACAUUAAGUUCUCUCCCUGUUUUCCUUCUUCUUAUUUUGGUGCUUUGAUGAGUCUUUCAGCUGAAUCACUUCUGAAGGAAAUUCGUCCAAGUUGUGACUUUGAUUUUAGAGGAAAUCAAGAUGCAAUAUAUGAAGACAAGGAUGUUUCUGACAUGACAACAUGGACGCUGCAGGCUAUCAUGCAAUUUGUGAAUAAUUAUGGAUCUUCUGUGCCUACAGAAUAGUGCGUUGUAUAUCUGAAAUAGUAUCUGCAAUAACACACUGCAAUCAAAGUGGUGAAUCUGGACACAACGACCCAUUCCUCAGUGUACAGACCAGUUUUGCUCUUCUUUGCUUUCCUUAUGUUGUGGCAAAACACUUUUGUAUUUUGGUACAUCUUCAGCUUCCAUUAAUGGGGUCCAACAGUCUGGGAAAAUUUCCAGAAUCCAUUGACAAAAUGAAUAAGGAUAGAGAGUAUUAAAAUCGGUUGGCCGUAGAGGUCAACUUUUUGUAUAAAUGUGUAUAAAUAUGUGAAUAAUCGAAUAUUAUUUUGGUUUCUUUUGUUCCCCAGUUUAUCCAAGGGGUCUGAUAUCUGUAAAUAUGUUUAUUUUUCCAUAUAGCGUUUAGCUCAGACUGAACUUUUUAAGUUUGAAAAAUAUUCUUUAAAUCAUUUGAAAUGAGACCAGCGCAUUCAGGCAACUCCCACAUUUUUCUUCUCUUAACGCUUACUUAAAACAAGUACUGUAAAGACUAGACGUCUAACAUCGCGUCUAGAACCUAGUGUUGGAAUAUAGGCAAAGCACUUUCAGUGAAAAGUCCACAUUGUAAACUGACCUAGAGCCUGAGAAUGUAUCCCGUCUGAGGCAAGAUGCUUUUAAAUCUGUUUUUCCAUCAUGAAACCCUAAACGAGACCCUUUAGUUGUGAAUUGUGUACACAAAAUUAGGGUUUGAGUGUAUUACUAAACACAUAAAGCUUCAUUGAUACAAUCACAGUUUCAGCGGAUAUCAUACUCUUCCUCUUGUACUAUUUGCACAGUGUUAGAUAUCAAAGUUGCUGUUACAUGAGUGGGAUCAUUUUUACUUUUAUUGUAAAGCAUCGGGUUUAUUUGUUUGAAUCAUUUCACUUGGGAAACAUUCAGUUCUUUGAGUCGAGAACAGUCUGUCCUGAGUGUUUAGUCGUAGUGUGCUCUUCACAAGAUGGAUUUAACUCGUUUUUUUACUCUCCUCUAGCUUUUAAGUUGAUCUACUUUUUGUGUAUCUGCAAGUAUCAGGUGCAGUAGCUCUGGAUCGUGUCUUUAGUUCUGGUGUUUGAGCUGGAUAUUUUAUAAGGCUUGUUGAAAAUGAUUAUAUUAUCCAAAAAAAGUCACAUGCUGCAGUUAAUUGAACUGGAAGCCCUCCUAAAACAAGUGUCCUAUGAUACUUCACAACGUUAUGCAAAUUAUGUUGCUUGUGGCGUCUGUUGUAUUGUUAUUUAUGGAUGUGUAAAGGCCCUGGUUGCAGUACAAAUAAUAACAAUGUAAAGAUAUAUGUUACAUUCUUGAUUCCCAAAGUCUUUAUUUUAUUGUCACCGGCAGCUUGUUGGUCUGUAAAGCUGCACGUCAGACAUUCUAAGCUGUUCCUCUGUUUCCAUAUUCACAUAUCAGGAGGAAUAUGGCUCAUUCUUCGCUAUAAAAUCAUUGCCUUGUAUUUUUACUCAUUUAGUUUUUAAUUCGCAGUAAUGACAAUGCCUUACAGGUUUUGAGUCUUGAAGUUUUAAUUCCAAAGUUACUUGCACUGUUUGUAAUUUUGCAAUUUCCAGUCGAGGUCGUUGACAUUUCAAAGAUUGAUGCCAAUGUAUAUGGGUCUUUUAAAAGUGAUUACAAAUGUGCAAUAUGCAUUACUAUUGCUGGAAUUAGUAUUUGUCACAUUCACCGGGAUAAUCAGUUUCAUGUAUUUAUCAAGAAACUGAAGGGAAGACUUGAGAUAUGUUUGUUCUGAAUCCGUUUUUUAUUAAUUUCCCUCUAUUACCUAAAAUAUGUACAAUGUCUAUUAUUUUAUUUUUUCGGAUUUGCCAUAAGAUCUGUUGUGUCUGUGUCAGAGAUGGUCAUGAUUUGUCUUUUUUUUUUUUUCCUCAAAUGAUUGAGUGCUGUUACUAAAUGGAUUGUGAGCACACGAAAAACUAUGUAAAGGAAUGCCAAAGCCGAUAGAUUUUGAUGAUCAGUUGUUCAAGUUGUAAAUAUAUUCUAAAAGGCAGAAAAAAAAAUUAAGAGAAAGAUGGAUAUUUUUGACGUAUAAGUAGCAAAAGUACAUUUAUUCCCUAUCACCCAAGAUGAAUGUCCAAUUAUCAGAGAAGAAAUAUCAUUUAUCAUUAAAUGAAAUGUAUAUGAUACUAUAUAUUCUAAAUAUGAAGAAGAUCCUAAUAAAAACUCAUUUUAUUGAUUUGCAUGUUGUCUUAGAUGCUGAGCUAAGACGUUGUACGUCAAGCUGAUUAGUUCAUAUAAUAUUUAAACAGGUAUGUCUUGUGUGUUCUGUUGAAAUGACCCAUUUAAUAAUGUUAAAAUAAUAUAUACAUACAAUAGAAGCUGCACCUAGCAUACA
This is a messenger RNA of Pimephales promelas (fathead minnow), 4098 nucleotides long. RefSeq names its product P2R1A-PPP2R2A-interacting phosphatase regulator 1. The record is from RefSeq and is a predicted model, not a curated record. Gene Ontology annotation, molecular function: protein serine/threonine phosphatase inhibitor activity. Lineage: Eukaryota; Metazoa; Chordata; Actinopteri; Cypriniformes; Leuciscidae.